Molecule: messenger RNA, 1683 nt
Organism: Vigna unguiculata (cowpea)
Lineage: Eukaryota; Viridiplantae; Streptophyta; Magnoliopsida; Fabales; Fabaceae
Molecular function (GO): mRNA binding; protein binding
Source: RefSeq, a predicted model, not a curated record
AUUACCCAACAAAAAAGGGAAGGCAAAGAGCAUUCCCAAUAGCAACUGAAUUGAAAUGAAAACAUGACGUUAGCAGUUAGGGCUUUACGGGCAUUGAGAAAGAGCCGCAGAGGAAUGCCUCACUUCUUCCCAAAUCCUCACCGUUCCUGUUUCAUCAAACAUGCACAUUCAGAUUCAAAUCCCCUACUCCUCAAAUUGCUUCAGGUUCCCACCUCACACAUCAAAACGACGCUGGAUAAGGAAAUGCCUUAUCUUCAAAGCUCACACCUUUCCUGGGAUUUCCUUGUUAUCUCUCUCUCCCCUUCUUCUUCUGACAAAGCUCGAUUGGUUUUGGAAUGGAUUUUGGAUAAGAUGCUGAAAGAAAAUGCGAAAGACUGUGAAAUCUUCUGUAAACUCAUCUUUCUAUGUGGAAAGGUGAAGGACGUACUGCUAGGAAUGCGUGUGUUUAGUUGUAUGGAGGCUGUUGGAGUUAAACCCAAUUCCAUGGUUUUCAAUUCCCUUAUAAGUGUCUGUUUGUCAUCCUAUAAUGUUGUCACAGCACUUAGUUUAUUUGAGAUCAUGGAGAGUUCAGAGAGCUAUAAACCUGAUUUUCAUACUUAUAAUAUGUUUAUUUCAGCAUUUUCGAAGUCAGGGAAUGUUGAUGCCAUGUUAGCUUGGUACUCAGCAAAGAAGGCUGCUGCUGGAUUUGGUCCCGAUCUUCAAAUGUUUGAAUCCCUUAUAUCAGGCUGUGUUAAUUCUAGAAGAUUUGAGAUUGCUGAUGCAAUUUUUGAGGAAAUGAUUACUUGUGGAAUUGUACCUAGUGCAUCUAUUCUGGAAAGUAUGCUUAAUGGGAUUUGCAAGCAGAAGAGAUUGGAUCGAGCAGAGGAGUUUUUCAAGUUUGCGAUUGAUUCUGGAUGGGAAGUAAACGAGAACAUGGCUGAUCAGUUGGUAGCAUUGUAUCACCAACAAGGGAAAGUGGAAGAGAUGGAGGCGCUACUUGAAACUAUCACAAAGCCCUGCGUAAUUACUACAAGUGUUCUUGCGCGAUUUCAUUGUGGGAUUGUGAAGAUUUAUGCCAUGUUAGAUAGGUUGGAUGAUGUAGAGUUUGCUGUCGGUAGAAUGGUUAAACAGGGGUUGUCAUUCACAAGUGCAGAUGAUGUUGAAAAGGUCAUCUGUUCAUACUUUAGAAGGGAGGCGUAUGAUAGACUAGACGUAUUCUUGGAAUGUUUAAAGAGUGGCUAUGUGCUUAAUAAAUCAACUUAUGACUUGUUAAUAUCUGGCUAUAAAAGAGCACACUUACUUGAAAAAGUAGAUCGAAUGAUGAACGACCUGAAAUCAGCUGGUUUAGCAUGAUGGUUAUGUGGGUCUCUGGAACCAUCUCAGGCGAAGAAGAAACAGAGGCAUUAAAUGUAACUACCUGUUGAAGCUUAUGCGUCAUUCAGUUCUAAACACCCUCUAUGUCAUGAUUACAGACGAGCUUCACUCAGCUCCUUACAUUUAGCAUUUUGUUAGCAGCCAGUGAGUAUACUAUUACUGUCAAGUAAAUUUUAAAAGUUCAGUGCCAUUUUACCGCCUUUCCCUCUUUAUCAAGCUAAGGGAUUGUGGAAGGGUUUAUUGUAUCAUAUUAAGAAUAUAAUUGACGGAGGGCUUGUAUUUUUGUCUGGUAUUUGUCUUCAACAACUUCUUGUGUUCUUUUUCUUUAUA